GUUUUAGGGUUUGGGAUGGCUAGCGUCGUAGAGAUUUCGAGCAGUGAGGAUUCCGGGUCUGACGUGUCAUUCAGCGCGGCGGAUAGGAAUUUUAUUGACUUGUUGCGUUCGUCUGCCCGUGCAGGAACCUCACUGCCAGAACCGCUAGACAUCGAGCCGCUACAAACCAUACCCUGGGAAAUAGUAAUGGGUCGUGCUUCGCGCUCCGAGAGUUCUAGGGCCAGGGAGGCCGCCGCUGCUCAGAAUAGGCGUGAGGAGCGGUUGGCAAGUAACAGCGCUGCCAGUGGCUCCGCUGACGGGGGAGAUGCGACAGGGGAGGAUACCGAAUCGGCAUGGGUUCUUCCGGAUGGGAUUCCUGUUGACGAGGAGGGAGGGCGGAUGACCGUUGCCAAUGUCAACCGGAUAAAGCGGAUGUUUCGGUUGCCCGGCGCGGUUAAACUGCGUCCACCGACGGUGGAUGAAAAGGCUUCAAUUCUUCGCCCGGGGUUUGCCGCUGUGCAUGAGGCAAUAUUCCGCCAGGGAGUGACACUACCGCUCGUGCCCAGUCUUCAGAUCUUGGUGUGCGAGUUCGGCCUAGCCUUUGGGCAAAUCUGCCCCAACAUGUGGCGAUUGAUGUUGGCGAUGACUUCGCUGUGGCGGUUGUCCGGCUGUGAGGGACCAACCGUGGCGGAGGUGCUGCAUUUCUAUGAGCUGACGUAUGUGAAGCGUCAGGGCUGCGGAGGUCAAGUGAACCUAAGUCGCCGCCAGGGAGCCCCCAAGUUGAUAGAGAACCUGAGGGAUUCUAUGUCGUAUUGGCGGGACACCUUUUGCGUUGCCACGACGGGGUGGGAAUAUCAGGCGGAAUCCAAUGACGGGGAACCGGCGUUUAGGAUUAAGUCAGAGUUCCAACCUAUCCGAGUGGGCUUGCGCUACAACUUGACUCGUGAAGAAGAGUGUCGUGUGGCGCGCAUUCAAGGUUGCUGGCGGAAUCGCAAUUUGUUGGACUUUCGCCUACUUACCGGUUGGGAGCUGUUGGUCGAUCAACGAUUGACCCGCGCCGUUGGUAAGAAAUCUUCGCUACCUUGUACACUUAGUUAAUUUGGCCCUGUGGUUGACUGAGUUGCUUUCUGUUUGUUUAGAGACGCCGCCAGGUAACGCUAGGAGCUGUGACGCCUUUGCC
This is a messenger RNA of Rosa chinensis, 1159 nucleotides long. RefSeq lists its product as uncharacterized. The record is from RefSeq and is a predicted model, not a curated record. NCBI's taxonomy places the organism in Eukaryota, Viridiplantae, Streptophyta, Magnoliopsida, Rosales, Rosaceae. The transcript is spliced from 2 exons. Bases 16 to 1077 code for a protein of 353 amino acids.